This is a messenger RNA of Cordyceps fumosorosea ARSEF 2679, 2214 nucleotides long. Its product is annotated as heat shock protein 60 (Antigen HIS-62). Gene Ontology annotation, cellular component: mitochondrial matrix; actin cytoskeleton; mitochondrial inner membrane. Bases 1 to 2214 code for a protein of 737 amino acids. The transcript has 7 exons. Gene Ontology annotation, biological process: apoptotic mitochondrial changes; protein import into mitochondrial intermembrane space; protein refolding. NCBI's taxonomy places the organism in Eukaryota, Fungi, Ascomycota, Sordariomycetes, Hypocreales, Cordycipitaceae. Gene Ontology annotation, molecular function: ATP binding; actin binding; protein-folding chaperone binding. The record is from RefSeq and is a predicted model, not a curated record.
AUGCAGCGCGCACUGAGCUCCCAGGCCCGAGCUUCUGCUCUCGCCUCUGCUUCCACCAAGUUCCGAGCCGGCGCUGGCCUCGGCCAGCAGCUCCGCUACGCUCACAAGGAGCUCAAGUUUGGUGUUGAGGGCCGUGCUGCUCUCCUGGCUGGUGUUGACACCCUCGCCAAGGCCGUUGCCACCACUCUUGGCCCCAAAGGUCGCAAUGUCCUAAUUGAGUCCAGCUUUGGCUCUCCCAAGAUCACCAAGGAUGGUGUCACUGUUGCUCGUGCCGUUACCCUCAAGGACAAGUUCGAGAACCUGGGUGCCAAGCUCCUCCAGGACGUCGCAUCCAAGACCAACGAGGUUGCCGGUGACGGUACCACCACCGCUACCGUCCUCGCCCGUGCCAUCUUCUCCGAGACCGUCAAGAACGUUGCUGCCGGCUGCAACCCUAUGGAUCUCCGCCGCGGUAUCCAGGCUGCCGUCGAAGCCGUCGUCGAAUACCUCCAGAAGAACAAGCGUGAUAUUACUACCAGCGAGGAGAUUGCUCAGGUCGCCACAAUCUCUGCAAACGGCGACCAGCACCUCGGAAAGAUGAUUGCUACCGCCAUGGAAAAGGUUGGCAAGGAGGGUGUCAUCACCGUCAAGGAGGGCAAGGUUCUCCAGGACGAGCUUGAGGUUACCGAGGGUAUGCGCUUCGACCGCGGUUACAUCUCGCCUUACUUCAUCACCGACGCCAAGGCCCAGAAGGUCGAGUUUGAGAACCCUCUCAUCCUGCUUUCUGAGAAGAAGAUUUCCGCCGUCCAGGAUAUCAUCCCCGCUCUUGAAAUCUCUACCCAGCAGCGCCGCCCUCUUGUCAUCAUUGCUGAAGACAUUGACGGUGAGGCCCUCGCCGUCUGCAUUCUCAACAAGCUCCGUGGUCAACUCCAGGUUGCUGCCGUCAAGGCUCCUGGCUUCGGUGACAACCGCAAGUCUAUCCUGGGCGAUAUCGGUAUCCUGACCAACGGUACCGUCUUCAGUGACGAGCUCGAAAUCAAGCUGGAGAAGGCCACCGCUGAUAUGCUCGGCUCCACCGGCUCCAUCACCAUCACCAAGGAGGAUACCAUCAUGCUCAAUGGCGAGGGCUCCAAGGACGCCCUCGCUCAGCGCUGCGAGCAGAUUCGCGGCGUCAUGGCUGACCCCACGACCUCCGAGUACGAGAAGGAGAAGCUCCAGGAGCGUCUUGCCAAGCUCUCUAGCGGCGUUGCCGUCAUCAAGGUCGGUGGCUCUUCCGAGGUUGAGGUUGGUGAGAAGAAGGACCGCUUCGUCGAUGCCCUCAACGCCACCCGCGCGGCCGUUGAGGAGGGUAUCCUGCCUGGUGGCGGUACCGCCCUGAUCAAGGCCUCGGGCAACGCUCUCAAGGAUGUCAAGCCUGCCAACUUUGACCAGCAGCUUGGUGUCACCAUUGUCAAGAACGCCAUUACCCGCCCUGCCCGCACCAUCAUCGAGAACGCUGGUCUCGAGGGCUCUGUCAUUGUCGGCAAGCUGACUGACGAGCACGGCGCUGAGUUCAACAAGGGCUUCGACUCCUCCAAGGGCGAGUACGUUGACAUGAUCCAGGCCGGUAUUCUGGACCCCUUCAAGGUUGUCCGCACUGGUCUCAUUGACGCCUCUGGUGUCGCCUCUCUGCUCGGUACUACCGAGGUCGCCAUUGUCGAUGCUCCUGAGGAGAAGGGCCCCGGUGGUGCUGGUGGCAUGGGCGGCAUGGGUGGUAUGGGCGGUAUGGGAGGCAUGGGCGGCAUGAUAGCCACCGUUAGCCAGGAGUGCAUCACCGCCUACAACGACCUGAAGCUUUCCAAGAAGCACAAGUACAUCAUCUACAAGCUUAGCGACGACAACAAGCAGAUUGAAGUCGAGGCGGCCUCCAACGACAAGGAUUGGGAGAACUUCCGCGAGAAGCUCAUCAACGCCACCUCCAAGAGCAAGACUGGUGCUGUCGGCAAGGGUCCCCGCUAUGCCGUCUACGACUUUGAGUACAGCCUCGCUUCUGGUGAUGGUAUCCGUAACAAGAUUGUCUUCAUUGCCUGGUCUCCCGAUGAUGCUGGCAUCCAGCCCAAGAUGAUCUACGCUUCUUCCAAGGAGGCCCUGAAGCGUUCUCUGACUGGCCUUGCCAGUGAGCUCCAGGCCAACGACUCUGACGACAUUGAGUACGAUACCAUUCUCAAGACCGUCAGCAAGGGUCUUGCCGCCUAA